AUGGUUUUGGAGGUUAUUUACGUUGUGCGACAUGGAUAUCGCUCCAACUGGAACGUCGACCCCUCGACUGGCCACUACAACUCCAACAUCCCAUCGCCUACCGGUAUCGUAGCUGAUCCAGCGCUUGCUAGCUAUGGUGUUGCCCAAGCCAGGCAACUCGGCACCCACCUCCUCUCACUUUCCCCUCCCGUCGACAAGAUCUACAGUUCGCCGUUCUACCGCUGCAUCCAAACUCUGCAACCCUUCACGACUGCUCGUCAUGAGCAGAACGCGGGUUCUGGCACUAUCAACGUCGAGCCUGGAGUUGGCGAAUUCUACGGUCUGGCACGCUUCGAUCAUCCAUCCCCUGCCCCGAUUGAGGAACUGAGGAACCACUUUCCGCAUCUGGAGAAGGAUGCUACUCCUUACAUCAUCCCAUCGACCAAGGUGAGAUCACCUAAAGACAUAGCUUGUGUCGAUCGCUACUGCCGCUACAUGCCUUGUGAAAUCCUCACUAACAUUCCCAAGGGCGAGUCGAUCCCACAGCUUCACGACCGUGUUGCAUACUGUCUGGAACAUGUCAUCGAAGCAGCUGACCAGGAUCCCAACGGUCCCAAGGCCAUUCUCAUUUGUACACACGCAGCGGCUAUGAUCGCCAWCGGCCGUGUACUGGUGGGUCGCAUGCCGGAGGACGACACCGCCGAGGACUUCAACUGCUUCACAGCCAGCUUCAGCAAAUUCGUGCGGAGGAAGAAUGGUGUGAAGAGUUCUUUUGCUGAAGUCAAGGGAACUUGGGAUCCUGAGGUCGCCGAGAAGGUCCCUGAUGUGGGAUGGCGAGGUGGCGCGGGUGUUGGUGGCGGAUGGGAAUGCGAGAUCAAUGGAGACUGCUCGUUCCUCGACAAUGGACCGGAGAGAGGCUGGCGGGCAAGGUUACAGGAGGUGCAGUCUAGCGGCCCAACGAACCUGCACCUCAUCUUUUCAGACUACUACAACAAGCUGUGCAAAACGCUCACGUACAUUGUACACAGGCAUUUCACUGGAGAUGAAUCGUUCCUGGACGAUCCGAAUGGAUACGACUACGACCCAGCGAAUUAUGCAGCGGAGUCUAAGGCGGCGGGUGGCAAUGGUGGGAAUGCAAGCAGAACAAAAGACUCACGUCUAUGA
Ramularia collo-cygni is the source of this 1143-nucleotide messenger RNA. RefSeq names its product related to transcription initiation factor. The transcript is spliced from 3 exons. The record is from RefSeq and is a predicted model, not a curated record. Bases 1 to 1143 code for a protein of 380 amino acids. NCBI's taxonomy places the organism in Eukaryota, Fungi, Ascomycota, Dothideomycetes, Mycosphaerellales, Mycosphaerellaceae.